AUGCAUCUUCCCUUGGAGUGUGGUUCUGAGCUGGGUGGCAGUCAGUCUGACAGUGAGGAAGGAGGAGCAGAAAAGGCACCACUAGCAGCAGCAGCAGCAGCAGCAGCAGCAGCAGCAGCAGCAGCAGAAGGAGCAGAAGCGGUGGUGGUGGUGAUUGCUGGGAAGGAGCAGGGGGGUGUUCCAAGCGCCCUCCCCACGACACCCAUCCCCACUUCACCCGGCACAAAGGUUCUGCUGCGGUCGCUGCAACACCUGGUUCUCUCCAACAGUCACCAUAUUUCCCAGCUGCCUCCCUCCCUCACACUCCUCCUCCACCUCUCCCACCUCACCCUAUUCCACCUCCCGCUUCUCUCCUCCCUCCCCACAGACAUACACCACCUGCCCUCCCUCCAGGAACUCAAGAUUGAUUCUUGCCAUGCCAUCUCCUCCCUCCCCCCGACGCUCCUCCUCCUCCCGUCCCUCACACACCUCGAACUGGACUGCCUCAAUUCACUCAACUCCAUCCCUUCUCCCCCUGUCCGUCCACCCCCCUCCCUGUCUCCCACAUCCUCCACACGCUCUCGCUUCCCGAUUCGCUCCAUUGUUCUGCGCUCCCUGAGGCUGGUUUCGCUCCCCUCGUGCUUCCCACUCCUGCCCCAUCUCACGUCUCUCUACCUGUUCGGUAUGCAACAGCUGCGCUCAAUUCCUUACUCCUCCUACACUGAUGCUGGUGAUGGUGAUGAUGAUGAUGGUGCUAGUGAUAUUGACGCAGCUGGUGAUGAUGAUGUUGCCGCUGAUACUGCUGGUGAUGAUGAUGAUGCUGCGGGAACAGAGCGACAGGGGGGGGAUAGUGGUGCAGAUGAGGAGGAAAGAGAGGGCUCUGAGGGUUGGGGGGGGAGUGGAGAGGACGAAGCAGAAGUGGAGGGAAGUGAGGGAAGCAGGGAAGAUGAGGAGGCUGAAACAUCCGAUCUGAGAGGGAGUGAUUCAAGUGGAGAACACAGGGGGUGCAUGGAGGAACGAGGGCAGGCGGAAAAGCAGCAGGGGGGAUUAAGGGAAGAGGGCGGUGAUGACGAUGCUGCUGCUGGGGGGGGCGGCAGUGAAGAAUCGGAGCAUCAGAGUUUGUGGCACGAUCUGUUGCAGUAUGGGGAGCUCAUGGAAUGGCGGAGCUUGCAAAAGUUGACUCUGGAUUUCUGUUGCAACCUGGAGUACUUACCUCCCUCGUUACAGUAUGCACCGCAGUUAAGGGAAGCGCAUGUUCGGAAUUGUAUACGUCUUGAAGGGGAACGCGGGAUAUGGUAG
This is a messenger RNA of Closterium sp. Naga37s-1, 1278 nucleotides long. NCBI's taxonomy places the organism in Eukaryota, Viridiplantae, Streptophyta, Zygnematophyceae, Desmidiales, Closteriaceae. The record is from the annotation of a GenBank genome assembly.